GUGUCCCAGAGGCUGCUGUUUCCUCAAGAGUAGGAUAUUCAUUUGUUGCAUUGCUUGAUGGAACUGUGGCUGCAGAUGGACAAAUGAUAUUACUGGAAUCACUUUCUCAUACACCUUUGACUCAUCACUCUGACCAGGUAUUAUCCGCCCAGUGAGGACUGCUCAGCACAGCCCCAGCCACAGUCACCGUCUCUGCAUCUCUGCCAAGCAUUGCUUCCCCUGUACUGUGAUUUUGGGAGUCAGUGCACCCCCAGGCGACAGCUGACCUGUAGCAGAUGGAUCAGAGUGCUUGUACAUUACUCGCAGUAAUUACAGGGAUGCUUGAGCGACACGGAGGCAGACUUUGCCGCUGAGGAAAACGCCUGCCAGAGGUUCUGGGGCUGCCGUUUGCGAGACGGUCUUUCGUGCCUGUCGAGGCAGCUGAGGCGGGUGGCAAGCUCGCUCCUUCCUGUACUUGCCUGCUUGAUUGACAUUGGCUCCCAAAUUGCUGCAGCCGUGCCUGAAGAAAAGCAAAGGAGCAUAAUUUUUCUGAGAGAAUUUUCCUGGCACGGGAAGGCAUGUGGUGCAGAGAAACGUGCCAGGGAAGAGCCGCUUAGUGCCUGGAAGUGCAAGCCCAGAUGCGAACACAACUUCCAUCCAAGCCACGCUGUUGCGAAGUCCGUGUUUUUUCCAGCCUCCUCUCGCUCAGCACACCAGGCGGUCUGCACAGGAGGCUGCCCAUGGCAUUGCUGCAGCCUGCGCUGGAUUAGUUGCUGCUCCGUCAUUGCUUCAGCUGUCUGAAGAGCUUUGCAGGGAAGAUGUUGGACUUAAGCUUCCUGACCGAGGAGGAGUACGAGAAGCUAAUGAAGGUUCUGCAGAGAGAUGCAGAGCUGAAGAAGAAGGAUGGGGAUCGCAUCAGGCGGAUUCAGGGCUCCAUCAAGGAUGAAAAGAAGAAGAAAUUCGUGACUGGUGAAUGGUUUUCAGAAGUGAAGGCAAAACGUUUUCAAGAAGACUUAGAGGGGUCGGAUCUGCUUCGGGCAUCAAUUAGAAGGAAAAAGGGCAAACUGGAAAAUGAGCCUAACGAGCACAUCCGGAGCAGUCUGGACGGCAGAGCAGCCGCGAGUCCUCCCGUCCCCAAGCACACUCCCGACGCAGGAGAGGAGAGAUCCAGUGUGGUUGCGUUUGAUACUGCAGAGAGGCAUAAAAUCUUACCAAAACCAAAGCCAAGACGUCCUGUCCUGCUGUAUGCAUCGCACAAGAGAUCCGAUAUACUUGAUGUCUCUUCCUCAGAGAGUGACACUGGAACAAAUCCAUUUGUGGCUGCAACAGACAGCUUGCACUUGUCUCAAAAAGGUCAUGGAGUAUCUCCAUUGCCUGCCAAGCUUUCAGAGGAUGCUGUGCCUCAGCCCAGCAGCUUAGCUGGAGGAGAUGCUGUUGAUGGGGCCACUGGCACCGCAGCAGUGGCAAAAACUCCACCCGAAGAAAUUUAUGGUCCCAGCAAGAUACCAGUUAAGAAGAAACCAAGCAGAACUUUCCCCAGAUCAGAGCAGUCUGUGAAUCACACGGGCCCAGCUGAGAACAGCCUCACAAAGAAGGAGCUGCUGGUAAGCCCCAAACCACUUGGUGCAGAGGGAGAAAGCAGCCGGACUGUGAAGCAAGGCACAAACUAUACAAUCUCUUCUAUGAGUAAUAAAGAGGAAGAUAUUGGCCUAGAUCGUGAACACUUCAAGAACUUGAAGAACUUCUGGGAGAAGGCAGCAGACUCUGUGACAGGGGGAAAUGUUUCUGAGGACCCGAGCUCUGUGGAGGCAAACAGCAGGCAGUUCAGGCUGUGUCGCUCGCUCUCUGUCCAGUCCAGCCAAAGCCAGGACGGUGAAGAAAAAUCUGUCAUCUCUACCAGAACAAGAACCCCCUAUAAAAGGACGAUAACUUUGUCUUCUAGUGAGGAAGAACCAAGCUACAUAGCCCCUGCAAGAAAGGGCUCGAUUUCUUUCAGUCCUAGAUCCACGUAUGCCAAGAGCAAAGGCACACUGGUUACGAGAAAUAACUCGCUGAGUGAAAGCAAUGGGAAGCUGCCUGUGCCAGAAGAAGAGAAGGCAGCACAGCGCUGCUCAAAGAAAUCCAGAUUGCCUGUGCGAGUGCCUUCCAUCAAAAUAGAGUCGCCUACCAAAGAAGUGUCUGGCAACACGUUUGAGCCAGAGACGCCUACAGAUGAGUUUAUCAUGGCAGAAGAGCGCAAGCUUCAAGUGGAUUCACUGGUGAGCAAGGUGCAGAUACUGAUCGAGCCCACGCUUGCAGAUGGUGAGGAAGAUGAUGAGAAAGAGCGAAGGUCUGAUUUGGGCACUCAUAACAACAUGGAAAUAAACGGAGAGCUACCUGAGGAAAAAAUGUGCGAGUCUUCAGACAACCCAACACCCGGUGAACCAGCUGGAGAGAGAGAAGUCGUGCAGGGAACGGACUCAGCUGUUUACUCAGAGGAAGAUGGAGAUCGUUCUCCUGCUGCUCAGGCAUUGGCCCGAGCAAACAGCAUCAAUCUUGCAAAGAGCAUGGUGAACAUUUACACAACCACAGAGACAUACAAUAAACCUCAUUUGAUACCCCAUCAAUUUCUUGAACCUGAAAGAGUGAAAGAGCUGAGCAGAUCCUCUCCUCUCCUGCUCUCUGAGACUGAAUCAGACACGGCUUCAGAAAUCAGCUUCCAGUUUAACAAGCACAAAAAGACGCCUAGCAUUGGCAGCCACUCCUCCGACAUGGCAUCUGUCUCCUCGGUGAGUGGCAGCGUGCUCAGCGUGUACAGUGGUGAUUUUGGGAGUGUGGAUGCCCAAGGUACUGUUGAGUUUGCUCUAGACUAUGAUGAGAAGAACCGGGAGUUCCAGAUUCAUGUCUCCCAGUGCAAGGACCUAGCUGUUGUGGAUGAGAAGAAAGGCAGAUCUGAUCCGUAUGUCAAAACUUACCUGCUCCCAGACAAAGCUAGAAUGGGGAAGAGGAAAACCUCGGUGAAGAAGAGAACAGUGAAUCCCAUUUACAAUGAAGUGUUAAGGUAUAAAAUAGAGAAAAUGGUAUUGCUGAUCCAAAAGUUAAAUCUCUCUGUUUGGCACAAUGACCCACUGGGACGUAACAGUUUCUUGGGAGAGAUCGAAAUAGACUUGGCCAGCUGGGACUGGAGUAACAGGAAACUCAACUGGUACACGCUGAAGCCGCGGAGUCUUUCUGCCAUUAAUGGUGUGGAUCAUCGAGGAGUGAUGAAUUUGUCUAUUAAGUAUGUCCCACCAGGAAGCCUAGGUCCCAAGAAUCCUCCCUCUGGUGAAGUUCACAUUUGGGUCAAAGAUGUCAAGGACCUGCUGCAGUUGCGUCCUUCUGGAGUUGACUCCUUUGUGAAAUGCUAUGUGCUUCCAGACACCAGUAAGAAGAGCCACCAGAAGACCCGAGUUAUAAAAAGAGACACAAACCCUGUUUUCAAUCACACUAUUGUGUAUGAUGGAUUUCACACAGAGGAUCUAAAGGAUGCUUGUGUUGAAUUGACUGUGUGGGAUCAUGAAAAGCUAACCAACCAUUUCCUUGGAGGAAUCAGGCUGGGCCUUGGGACAGGUUUGAGCUAUGGCAUCUCCGUGGACUGGAUGGACUCCACGCAAGAGGAGGUGGCCUUUUGGCAGGAGAUGAUGUCAGCUGCCAACGAAUGGAUCGACGGAUUGCUGCCGCUGCGCUCGUUGGCAGGCAGAAAAAAACUGAAAUAACCCCCCAUCUGUGCUACAGAAAGGCUGAACGUGUUGGUUAGAAUUAACUUCUUGCACAGAGGUGACGGAGACCAUCUGUGGGCCAGACAAGUGUCAGGUUAAUUAGGCAAUUGAUGGACAGCACUUUGGAGAUGUUAAGUACCGUUUUGCCAGCAGAGGACCUAGAAGAUGCUAGACUGAUGCAGUGCUUGAUUUUGAUCAAGAAGGAACCUCGUUUGCCUUUUUAUUUAAUCAUUUAUAGUCAGUAUCUUUGAAUUCCAUUAAGCUCUGGGAACACUGGCAGGGAAGAGGAGGUAUAGAUAUUUUUAUUUUUUUACUGUUUCUUGUGCCUUUUUUUUUUCCUGUGCAGAGAUGUAGUUGUACUAAAGCUGCAGCAUGGUAUUAUUCAUACUCCCCUGCAAGUGGUACACUUUGUACUUGAUGUAGAAUUGCUCCAAGUCACCAGCCAGCACUGUCUGAGAAUGGAAGCUUUCUGUUUGUUGCUGGUGAUGAUGCACCUGUAAUGUGAGGAAAAUUGAGAUCUGAGGUGAAUCUAAAGAAAGAGAGGACUAUUUGAAGCAGAAAAUGAAGCAACUUGAGGAGGAUAACAAUGAGAAAUUCAGUGUAUUAAUUCCUUUCUGCUCUAAUAUGAAAGAGAGAACUGAUGGUCCUGCAGGUAGUGGGAUUUUGCAACCAGGGGCUGUUUUCCUAGCUUUCCCACAGGCUUCCUCAGUGACCUCAGGCAAGUUUUUCAAUUAAAGGACAGUUUCAGUGCAAUAUAAACUAAGAUGCUUGCCCAAAUGUAAAGUAUGGUUACGUUACUGAUGUGCCAAACAGCACCUCUGAAAUGCCUUGUGUGUAAAACAUUUCACUAUGAAAUAAUGAUGUAGGAAAUGGUCUCAUGUUAGCCUGGCACAACAGAUCAGGAAAGGAAGGUCUAAGCUGGGCAGGAACCCAGGAGGUCGUGGCAGAGGUAAGCAGGGUGUGAACUCAUGCAAAGCGGAGCUGACAGAGCUCCAGGGACUGGGGGGGUCUUCUGCCCUCCACAGAUCUCCUUGCCCCUCUAGUCUUCCUUUCACUCGAUGCCGGUCAGUUGGAAUUAUCUUUUUGGCAGUAGCUUGCAAGUAUUUUGUGUCUGGCACAUUAACAGUGGCAGAGUGGCAUUAUGAAUGCAUUUUGAAAUGCAGCUCUGUAAUUUCUUCUUUAAAUGUUCAUAUUGCGAUUAAAUAGAAUGUUUUUCCUUAGUCAUCAGCUGGUCUCCUUAUACCUAUCUUUAGCAUGGUCUGAGUAACAAAAAAGCAAGCAAGAGAGGUGUUAGAUGUUGUCAUGUCAAAAUGAACCAUUUUUGCCCAAGGGUAAGUGAAAUGUUAUGGAGAAAUAUUUUUUGUAGCUAUCUUACCUUAGAUUUUGGCUCUGUGAAUAGUUUGAUAUUCUUUAAUGUAUUGAUUUUAUUUUUUAACCCAAAUGCAGCAUAAAUUUUCAGCUUAGCAAAGAUGGUUGUAAAACAAAUGAAUGAAAACAUGCAUGCUAAACGCAACAAGACUUUUUUGCAAAAUGACGAAAUUUGGAAGAUAAUCACCAGCUCUUGUGGGGAAAAAACAAAGAAAGAAGAUAUUUUUGUGAUGGGGAAAAAAGAUUAUACUUGAAUAUGUACCAGUUCUAGUACUGAAAGCACUAAGAGAUAGGCCAUGGAACAGCAGAAUUAAAUAAUGACUAAACUAAUAAAGGACAUCAAAUAUAUAGCAUGUCAACCCAAAGAUGCUCUGUAUUGGCUCCAGCCUGGCAUGUUCUAGUCACCAAGGUUUGGUCAGUUAUUACCCCUGUGGGAUAAACUAGCAAUAUUGGGCCUAAGGUGAGAGUUUUUAAAUUAUUAGCUUUACCUGUUUAGGUGCUGAAUGUGUAAGUGUUCAUGCAUAUGAAUAAUUUAAGUACUAUGAGGAGCCCUGCUCAUCAGAGUGGGUGGUUUGCUGUCACGACGUUACUUAUCUGCAGGACGGCUGCUCUCACACCAAGCACUUCCCAAUCCCGCAGGGCUCUCGCCGUGCCGGCAGGAUUUCAGCCACGGCCCGUGACGCCUGGGGCCUCUCUGCAGGGUCGGUUGGGUCUCGUCUUGGGAGGGUUCGACUGAUUUCUCUGCGUGGCAGAAAUGGAGUUACCUGCCUGCUGCUCCUUCUCACGUGCAGCUUUAGCACGCGCGGUUGCCAUGAUUUUGCCAAAGCUACUGUUUCCAUCAGUGGAGCUGGAAACGUUUGUGUUGGUGUUUCAGAAAAUUAACAUCUUCUUCAGUUAGAGGUGCAGAUAAAGGGAGGAAAACGGUGUCUGCAGGCCAGCUUCUUCCCAGAGUUGCUGCUUAUGUGAAUUUGGCCUGAGACUUUGUGAAAAGAGUAUUUUUGCAUUCAGAUUCCAUUGAGGAUUUUUGUUAAUCUUUUGGUGGCUUGUUUAUUUAAAUUAAGCCCUGAUUAACUUAAGAAGCUUUCUUUGGUAUUUAAUAGCUUAUCAGAGUAAAAGAUUACACUGCCAAACCAUGUUCACUUUUGUAACGGAGUCGUACUUGAGGUGAUAAAACUUGCGAUGCCGUAUCUGUUUCGCUUAGUACGUAGAAAGCACUUUAUCAGCAAAAACUGUAAGGCACUUCGUGCUAUGAGGAGGACGAGGGAGCUCGCGGAUACCAGGCGCGCGGCCUCUGUGCGUGUGGCUUGUGAUGCUGACGCCUGUCACCUGUGAAUCUUGCAUGUAAGAGAAAGUCUGCUCUGGCCUCUGGGUAGGUGCCUGUGGUCGCAUGAACUGGGGUUAAUUUAAAAAAAAAAAAAACCCAAAAAACAAAAACAGAUCAAGAGUUUUCUGUGUUUAUUAGUUCAUUGUAGAAUGGGUUAAGUAAAGUUUUGUAAGAAUGUAGGAUUUUAUGUAUCUGCUAAAUGUGUUUAAGAGACUCAUGUCCCCACAUACGAGCGUGGCGCGACCGGCGAAGCCCGUGGGAGCUGCGUGGCCCUGGCGCAGCGGGCAGCUCCCCGGCAGCGAUCCCUCGCCGGCACCGCCGCGGCCCCAGGGCCUGGGGAGGCCUGCGAGGUGGCAGGUUAUGGCUGGGACCCCUCGGCAGCAUCAUAAUAAAAUAAAAUAAAAUAAAAUAAAAUAAAAUAAAAACCUCGGUGUCUAAAGUAGAGCUGGGCAACUGCUUUCCAUGGGUGUUCCACAUUUCAGAGUGAAUGUGCUUCCUUCGAGUUUAUGCCUUAUUUGUGUAUCUUUUUCUCGAGAACUUUGCAAACAAGAGAAGGAGAGAAAACAAGAGUAUCGGAAGUAUUUCUGCCUAAUCAGGCAAAGGUAAUAUGUGGUCUAUGUCCAUUCAGAAUUGUUCACUUUACAAGUAUCAGAAACCAUCAACAAAUAGUUUAGAAACUCAAGUGAAGAAAAGAGAGGAUUGCUGACUCUUACAUCCAGCGAGUGUCUCAGAGGAGACAGGAAAAGAAGUGGCUGAAUUAAUUAUCCAUUACUAAAUAUUUGCUCAGCUCUAUCCUUCACCAAGACUGAAGGAGAGGAAAACUGAAGCACCAUAGAGAUUCAGGGAGAAAAGUACUAGAACUGCUGGCUAAAUAAAUCCAUGUAAUAACACAAUUUAUUGAAAUAAAAAAUGCUGUAUUUUUGCAGGCUUGUUAAAUUAACUGAAAAAAAAAUGUAUCAAAUAAACCAGUGUAUCAAAAACUGAAUAAAUAAACACACUUUGGUUCCUGAUAA
Messenger RNA from Dromaius novaehollandiae (emu), 7421 nucleotides. RefSeq names its product synaptotagmin-like protein 2. The record is from RefSeq and is a predicted model, not a curated record. Gene Ontology annotation, biological process: exocytosis; intracellular protein transport. Lineage: Eukaryota; Metazoa; Chordata; Aves; Casuariiformes; Dromaiidae. Gene Ontology annotation, cellular component: exocytic vesicle; plasma membrane. Bases 798 to 3713 code for a protein of 971 amino acids. Gene Ontology annotation, molecular function: neurexin family protein binding; small GTPase binding. The transcript is spliced from 19 exons.